This is a messenger RNA of Tinamus guttatus (white-throated tinamou), 327 nucleotides long. NCBI's taxonomy places the organism in Eukaryota, Metazoa, Chordata, Aves, Tinamiformes, Tinamidae. The record is from RefSeq and is a predicted model, not a curated record.
AUGCAGGAUACAAUAUUUAGGCUUUUUUUUUUCCCCCUGUCUUUAGAUUGGACGGGUUUAGAUGAGGAUGAAGAUGCACAUGUCUGGGAAGACAAUUGGGAUGACGACAAUGUAGAAGAUGAUUUUUCCAAUCAGUUAAGAGCUGAAUUAGAAAAACAUGGAUACAAGAUGGAAACCUCAUAGUUUUUGCUAAAUAUGGAGUAGUUUAACAUUGAACUGUGGAUAGACUAUAUUGAGAAGAAGAAAAAUGAAACAAGAAGAAACAUUUAGUUCAUUAUCUGCUUGGAUUUAUUAUUGUUUUGUAUGAAAAAUAAAAUUUUUAAUCUU